Sebastes umbrosus (honeycomb rockfish) is the source of this 2099-nucleotide messenger RNA. Its product is annotated as PARP1 binding protein. Bases 94 to 1869 code for a protein of 591 amino acids. The record is from RefSeq and is a predicted model, not a curated record. NCBI's taxonomy places the organism in Eukaryota, Metazoa, Chordata, Actinopteri, Perciformes, Sebastidae. Gene Ontology annotation, cellular component: chromatin. The transcript has 11 exons. Gene Ontology annotation, biological process: negative regulation of double-strand break repair via homologous recombination.
UUAAAACGUCAUCAGUUUAAAAGUUUAAAAAUUCAAAACAAGCCUUUGUGGUGGACGUGUGAUCUGGAGACUGCAACAAUAUUAGAGGGGAAAAUGGAGUCUUUCGGAGACCGUCUAAAGGUGAUGGUUAAAGUAUUCAGGAGAGAGUGCCACAGGGUUUUACACUCUGAGAGGACCACCAUUCAUGGAGCUGAUGGCAUGCUGAUGCUGCUGCAGCUGGCCGUGGCAGAAGUUACUAAGCAGCACGGCGGAGAGUUCAAAGUGGCUCUGAGUGAUGUCCUGAUGGCCUGGAAACACUUACUGUUAGACAAACUUCACCUGCCACCCCCCAACUUUGCACGCUUGGAGAACUAUGAUCUCAUCCUGGAGGCAUACGAAUCCUUCCUGAAACGCUCCAACACGGUGGACCUGGUUGAUAUCCUCUCCAUGUACAAACAGCUGAGACUGGACUCUGACCCGGAGGAGCCUGUGAGCCCGAUCCAGCUGUUUGAGUUCUUAUCAGGCAACAUGGAGGUCUCAGAGUUGCCAGACUCUUCGGUCCCGUCAACACCGUCUAGUAAAAGCCGGCCCUGCAGCUCACAGAUGAAACUGGCAGUGAGAAGAGUUUUCUGCUCCUAUCUGAGUUUGCUUGUGAACGCCAACAACGACAUGGCCUUGGCGCUAACCCUUGACGUGCCCAGUCGCACUCUUGAACGCCAGGCAUUUACCGACGUAAAGCACGCUGCACGUAACAACAACACUUCUCUUUUCCUGGCUGUGACAUCUUUUGUGAGGGCCAUCCAGCUCGGAGGGAAGGGCUACGCUCCAGCUGAGUCGGACCCACUGAGGAAACAUGUCAAAGGCCUGUCUGACUUUGUCCAGUUUCUAGACAACCUGGAAGAAAUACUGGGGGAGAUUCCUGACCCAAGUGUAUGUGGAGCCAGGCUGGUGGCCGCCAUCAGGGCAGCGCUGGUGAAGGGACGCAGCAGCGAAGACGCCGUGUACGCCGCGGCCGAGGAAACGACGAAGGAGCUGAAGGAGAGGAUCUGCCAGCUACACCAGAUCCAGAAACAGAUUGCUAAUGGAAGCGGGACAGGGAUAAGCCCUGCCAGGCCAAAGGCGUACGCAGUCAAUCACAGCACGGCGUACGGAGGUCGGGACACUGUGAAGGUGCUGAUGGCGCUGCUGGAUGAAGAAGCGCUGAGUCCUCCGAGUCGGAACAAGGCAGACCUGCUGUCUGAGGACCAGCCCGUCCUCAGCGGAGCAGAGGGGACCUGCGUCCUCAACUUGUUCAGAUCCCCUGAAGUGUCUACUGGAUGUUCUCCAGAACCUCUAAAGAACAGAGUCCAGAGCCGGCUAGAUCUGCUCAAACCCAAGACUAAAGACAGAGGACUUCGAUCCCAGUUUGCGUGCACAUACACAGAUGAAGAACUGCCACUCAACCGUGUGCUGGAGUUCCCCAGUACCAGCCAGGUCCCUACCUGUGUGCACCCAGCACCCAAACCCCAAACCAUCCUACCAGCUGUGGAUGAGGAGUGCAGCUCUGAUGUGGAGGAGACGAACAAAGCCAAGUCUGCGUCUGAAUGCCCGAAUAAGGAGCAGAGUGGCGUGCAGCGGGGGGCUGCGCUCGGGCCAAGAAGUGGAAAUGCCCAAAACAGAGGUGCAGGCCCGGGUAGUAGGAAGAAAGCUGGCGCUCAGGUGCAGGGAAAGGGCAACAAGAGGAAGCAGGUGGACUCCGACCAACAUGGAGGACCAGAGAACGAGCCUCCAGAGAAGAAACAGAUCACUAGUAUCUCGGUCAAAAUGCCUGGCAAGAAUGUCAGCAAGGCCUCGAGUAAGAAGAAGCUGAUAGUUGGACAGGGAAAGUUAACCAGCUUCUUCAGAGUCUAAUGAGCAUUUGUACUGGUUUUUAGAUGGUACAUACUACUGUGUAGUAUUUGAAUGUUCUAAUUAAUGAUGAUUUUCAGUCUCCGUUAAUCUGUUGUUUUAAUCAAGACAACUUUAAAUGUAUUUAAUCACGAGUUUUAUAGUUUAUAUAUUUAACUUGUAAAAUUCCACAGCGAAAUCAAUGAAGUAUGAUGCAGACUUUUCACUUUUAAUAAACUUUUUAUUUUGUUUUA